Carlito syrichta (Philippine tarsier) is the source of this 1167-nucleotide messenger RNA. Its product is annotated as ADAMTS-like protein 3. The transcript is spliced from 10 exons. The annotation marks the transcript as partial. Lineage: Eukaryota; Metazoa; Chordata; Mammalia; Primates; Tarsiidae. Gene Ontology annotation, cellular component: extracellular matrix. Gene Ontology annotation, molecular function: metalloendopeptidase activity. The record is from RefSeq and is a predicted model, not a curated record. Gene Ontology annotation, biological process: extracellular matrix organization.
AUGGGCUCCAAAAAGAGGAAUUGUGAAGGGCAGAACAUUCGAUACAAGACAUGUAGUAAUCAUGACUGCCCUCCGGAUGCAGAAGACUUCAGAGCCCAGCAGUGUUCAGCCUACAAUGAUGUUCAGUAUCAGGGGCAUUACUAUGAAUGGCUUCCACGAUAUAAUGAUCCUGUUGCCCCAUGUGCACUCAAGUGUCAUGCACGAGGACAAAACUUGGUAGUAGAGCUGGCACCUAAGGUACUGGAUGGAACUCGUUGCAACGCUGACUCUCUGGACAUGUGUAUCAGUGGCAUCUGUCAGGCAAUAGGCUGCGAUCGGCAACUGGGAAGCAAUGCCAAGGAAGACAACUGUGGUGUCUGUGCUGGCGAUGGCUCCACCUGCAGGCUUGUACGGGGACAGUCGAAGUCACACGUUUCUCCUGAAAAAAGAGAAGAAAAUGUCAUUGCUGUUCCUUUGGGAAGUCGAAGUGUGAGAAUUACUAUAAAAGGACCUGCCCACCUCUUUAUUGAAUCAAAAACACUUCAAGGAAGCAAAGGAGAACACAGCUUUAAUAGCCCUGGAGUAUUUGUUGUAGAAAACACAACAGUUGAAUUUCAGAGGGGCUCAGAGAGGCAAACCUUUAAGAUCCCAGGACCUCUGAUGGCUGACUUCAUCUUCAAGACCAGAUACACUGUGGCCAAAGACAGCGUGGUCCAGUUCUUCUUUUACCAGCCCAUCAGUCAUCAGUGGAGACAAACAGACUUCUUUCCCUGCACUGUGACAUGUGGAGGAGGUUAUCAGCUCAAUUCUGCUGAAUGUGUGGAUAUCCGCUUGAAGAGGGUGGUUCCUGACCAUUAUUGCCACUACUACCCUGAAAAUGUAAAACCCAAACCUAAACUGAAGGAAUGCAGCAUGGAUCCCUGCCCAUCAAGUGAUGGAUUUAAAGAGAUUAUGCCCUAUGAUCACUUCCAACCUCUCCCUCGCUGGGAACAUAAUCCUUGGACUGCAUGUUCCGUGUCCUGUGGAGGAGGGAUUCAGAGACGGAGCUUUGUGUGUGUAGAGGAAUCCAUGCAUGGGGAGAUACUGCAAGUGGAAGAAUGGAAGUGCAUGUAUGCACCCAAACCCAAGGUUAUGCAAACCUGUAAUCUGUUCGAUUGCCCCAAGUGGGUCGCCAUGGAGUGGUCUCAG